AUGGAUGAUUUUAGUGUUUAUGGUUCUGACUUUGAUGUAUGUUUGCAUAAUCUCUCUAAAGUUCUGAAACAUUGUUAUGAGGUUAAUCUAGUUCUUAAUUGGGAAAAGUGCCACUUCAUGGUGAAUGACGGAGUGGUACUUGGACACCUCAUAUCUGAGCGUGGCAUCCAGGUGGACAGAGCAAAAAUUGAGGUGAUUGAGAAACUUCCUCCUCCUGUGAAUGUCAAGGCAGUGAGGAGUUUUCUGGGUCAGGCGGGUUUCUAUCGCAGAUUUAUAAAAGACUUUUCAAAAAUUGCGAAAUCCCUUACUCAAUUGUUGCUCAAGGAUGCCACUUUUAAUUUUACUGAUGCGUGUGUGGAGCCUUUUGACAGGAUUAAGGAAGCAUUGAUCACUGCCCCUAUCAUACAACCUCCAGACUGGAGUCUCCCUUUCGAGAUCAUGUGUGAUGCUAGUGAUUAUGCAGUUGGUGCUGUGCUUGGUCAACGGAAAAACAAAGUCCUCCAUGCCAUCUACUAUGCCAGUAAGACCUUAGAUGAAGCCCAGGUCAACUAUGCUACUACAGAGAAAGAGUUGUUGGCCAUUGUUUAUGCUCUUAACAAGUUUCGGAGCUACCUCAUAGGUUCGAAAGUGAUUGUCCAUACUGACCAUGUUGUGCUGAAGUAUCUCUUGGCCAAGAAAGAGGCCAAACCACGACUUAUACGAUGGAUACUCUUACUACAAGAGUUUGAUCUGGAGAUCCGUGACAAGAAGGGUGCUGAGAAUGUCGUUGCAGAUCAUCUCUCCCGGUUGAGGUUUGAGUCAAGUGCUGACGGUCCCAUUGAUGAUGCUUUUCCAGAUGACCAUCUUUUUGCUGUGUCUACUCAAUCUCCAUGGUAUAUCUUGGUUGCUGUGGAUUAUGUGACUAAGUGGGUUGAAGUUGUGGCUUCCAUUACCAAUGAUUCUAAGAGAACCUUCAAAGCUUUACUGAAGAGAUAUGGAGUCACUCAUAAAGUUGGUUUAGCUUAUCAUCCCCAGACUAGUGGUCAAGUUGAAGUCUCCAAUCGUCAGAUCAAGUGCAUCUUGGAGAAGGUAGUCAACAGGUCAAGGAAGGAUUGGUCACAAAAAUUGGAUGACACUAUGUGGGCUCUACGAACUGCUUUUAAGACACCUCUAGGAAUCACCCCAUAUCGAUUAGUCUAUGCUUGCACAGUUACAGAAAUUAACCUGGAUUUGGAGGCUGCAGGGGAGGCAAGACUUCUUCAACUAAAUGAGUUAGAUGAACUUCGACUGGAAGCAUAUGAAAACCACAAACAUUACAAGGAGCAAACAAAGAGAUUUCAUGACAAGAUGAUUGUGAAGUGGGAGUUUCAUGUUGGUGACAAAGUUCUAUUAUAUAACACUAGACUACGGCUCUUUCCUGGAAAGCUUAAGUCAAAAUGGUCUGGACCUUUUGUUGUCACUAACGUGAAAGCACAUGGAGCUAUUGAAGUGGCCAAUGCAGCUGGGACGAAGUUUAAAGUGAAUGGGCAGCGACUGAAACUGUACCAUGAGGGAGCCUUCAUCGGCCAAGUAGAGCUAAAACGGACUGCAACUAGUUUGCCUGCCACAUUUGAGGAUGGUAGUGUUAGGGGGCAACCUAUUAUUUUAGGUGGCCUUAUUACUGCUAUAGCUGUUCAUUUUGGUUAUGUGCCUGACAUCAACAAUGCAGUAGCUGGCCCUGCACAGAUUGGCAUCGAUUAUAUGAUCAAUGCCAAGUGGAUAACUGCCCAAUCGGCCAAUAAGUUUAGGUGGUACAUUGCCAAGAAGGAGUCCAUCCUUCUUCCUGGCCGAUCCCAGACCCGCCUUGAGCCUGGUGUAGGUUCAUACCUACUUCCUUUACGAGCUCAGGAGCCCAUUGCCAGACGACCUUUGAGGACCUACCAUAGACAGUCCGCUGGGGAAGCCUCUUCCUCCGCUCCUGUAGACCCUAUGAUGGCCGCCCUUACCCGCAUUGAGCAGGGACAACAGUCUGUUACCUCAUAG
Messenger RNA from Beta vulgaris subsp. vulgaris (sugar beet), 2001 nucleotides. RefSeq lists its product as uncharacterized. Gene Ontology annotation, biological process: DNA integration. Gene Ontology annotation, molecular function: nucleic acid binding. NCBI's taxonomy places the organism in Eukaryota, Viridiplantae, Streptophyta, Magnoliopsida, Caryophyllales, Amaranthaceae. Bases 1 to 2001 code for a protein of 666 amino acids. The record is from RefSeq and is a predicted model, not a curated record. The transcript has 5 exons.